Messenger RNA from Pseudo-nitzschia multistriata, 1138 nucleotides. Lineage: Eukaryota; Bacillariophyta; Bacillariophyceae; Bacillariales; Bacillariaceae. The record is from the annotation of a GenBank genome assembly.
CAACUCCAAUCUUCACCAAACAGCGUUUCGCGAUGAGAUUUCCUGGUGUCGAACCAUCAAUUACGAACUACAGUAGUCGUGUCAAACUCGAACAAAACAAUUCACCACCAUCGUCCUGUAUCGAAAGCAACAACAACAACAGCAGCAGCAGCACUCCUGCCAGCAGCAACAGCAACGCCGCGCCCUUCAACCCGUGGGGGGCGCMGCCCCAAGGAAUGCCAAUGCCCGACCCCGACCGGCUCCUGGCMAUGAUGGAGAACCCAAUGAUGCAGCAGAUGAUCCAGCAGAUGGCCGACCAGAACCCCGACGCCCUCCGGGAGGCCCUCGAGCAGCAGAACCCAAUGUUCCGACAGAUGUUUGCCGGGAAUCCCGCCGCGGCCAACCAAAUGAUCCGGCAGGCGAUGAACCCGCAGGCCAUCCGGUCGAUGCUGGAGAUGCAGCGGGCCAUGGGCGGUGGCACGGGCGGUGGUGCUGGCACGGGCGGAAGCAUGGAUUUCAGCAGCCUCCUGGGGGGAGGCCCUGCGUCGAGCACGCCAACGUCGUCGUCGUCGCCGCCGCAGGACCUCUCCUCCGUCAUGGAACAGAUGCGGGCCAUGAUGGGCGGCGCGGCGGCUACCGGUGGAGCCGCCGGCUUUUCCAACCCCUGGUUGUCGCAACAACCCCAACAAACGCAACAGCAACCGCCACAACACCCGGCCGACCGGUACCGGAGCCAGCUCGAAUCCCUCCGGGCCAUGGGCUUUGACGACGAGCGGCGGUGCAUCGAACUCCUGCAGAGGCACCACGGGAACCUCAACCGUGCCGUCGAUGCCCUCCUCUCGGAGCCGGAAGCCCAAGCCCCACAAGUGGAAGCCGCCGCAACGACGGAAGCGCAAACGGAAGCACAAGCACCGCCGGCCGCAAAUGAUCCCUCCCCCGAGCCACCCCUCCACGAUCCCAAGGACGCGAGGGACAAAAAAGACGACUAACCAAAAGCCGAGCGGGAAACGAAAGGAAACGAAACGAAUGGUGCAGCACCCGCUUCGAUGAAACGUCACUUGUGCACGAAUGCAUCCACGCGGCGUGGCACUAGUACUAGUAGAACCGAAAACGAACGCAAGGAACACGACCACGACAAUAGUAAAAUAGUGUUGAUGUU